Messenger RNA from Drosophila willistoni, 1229 nucleotides. Its product is annotated as accessory gland protein Acp76A-like. Gene Ontology annotation, molecular function: serine-type endopeptidase inhibitor activity. NCBI's taxonomy places the organism in Eukaryota, Metazoa, Arthropoda, Insecta, Diptera, Drosophilidae. The record is from RefSeq and is a predicted model, not a curated record. The transcript is spliced from 2 exons. Bases 18 to 1139 code for a protein of 373 amino acids.
CAGUUAGUCGAUUUAUAAUGUUGAAAGUUUAUAGAAGUAUUGCAAUUUGUUUGCUUAUUGUCUAUCCCAUAUUAAGCGAUAGAUUUGCAAUAGAUCUAAUUAAAAAAUUCAAUUCUUAUCGAAGAGGUAACUUUGUGAUCUCUCCUCUGGCGGUUAAUCAUGCGCUGGUGCAAUUGUAUCUGGCAAAUCAAGAGAAUGUCGAUAUGGAAUUACAAAAAGUUCUUUAUGUCAAAGAUAAUGAUCGUGCGACAAUUGUAAAAAAUUUUCGAGAUUUUUAUGCCAGGGCCAUGUCGGCUGAAUUUCAAGAUUCCACACGUUUGUAUGUGUCAAAGAAACUAAAAACCGCAAGUAAAUAUGAACAAUUGAUCAAGAGAAUCAAUGCAAGUCUGGAGAGUAUUGAUUUUGGUAAUAAAGAGAAAGCAAUUCUGGAAAUGAGUAUGUGGCUAUCGCAAACGAUGAAUAGAAAUUAUAGUACCAUAAUGCGUGAAAGUGAGGUGUCGAGUACAACCGAUUUGGUAUCGAUAAGUGGUGUAUCCUGUAAGCCCAAUUGGAAGUAUCCAUUCUUCUCACGUUGGAAGAAACCCUUCAAGAUGAGACAAGCGAUUGGUAAACCGUAUGUGGAAUAUGUCAAUACAAUGUAUACCACGGCGAAUUUCGCAACAUUCGAUGAAAAGGACGCGCGUGGCAUAUUCAUACCAUUGCAAAGAACAUCGGUGGGAAUGCUGGUAAUUGUGCCCAAGAAGCGAGGAUAUCCGAGAAAAAUCAUGCAAAAUAUUGGCAAUUAUUUCAAUAUGAAAUUGAAACCAGAGCAAAAGCUGAGUUUGUUCUUGCCAAUGUUUAGAAUAAUCCUUGGCACCGAAUUGAGCGGUGUAUUAAAAACUAUGGGACUAAAGCAACUUUUUGAAGGUUUUAAAUAUACUGAAGCUUUUGGUAGCCAAGAACCUCUUACUGUGGAGAAGUUCAAGUCGAAAACAGUUAUCGAAGUCAAUGCUGACAGGGAAUUGAUUGAAAUUGAAGAUCCUGCUGAAGAAGAUGACAUUAUCUUUGAGGUGAAUCGGCCCUUUGUGUUCCUCAUUAAGGAUAGAACUCGCAUCUAUGCAGCUGGACGUGUGAAUACUUUAACUAAUUUGGUUAUUUAAUUUCUCUUUUGUUUCAGUGAAUUACCGGUUUAUUAAUUUUCGAGAGAGAAUUAGUUAAAUUUAAUUAAAAAAUGAAAAGAACUAAGCCAA